Messenger RNA from Melanaphis sacchari, 366 nucleotides. RefSeq lists its product as uncharacterized. The transcript has 3 exons. The record is from RefSeq and is a predicted model, not a curated record. The coding region runs from base 1 to 366 and encodes 121 amino acids. Lineage: Eukaryota; Metazoa; Arthropoda; Insecta; Hemiptera; Aphididae.
AUGUCUGUCAUCACCAAGAGUUUACAUGAAAACCAAAAUACCAAUUCUUAUUUAAGUUUUGAUGCAAGUCAAGAGCUUGAAAUAAUUUCUCGUAUGUGGAGUAGAUCAAUAAGAGAAAACAUUGCCUUGGAACCUUAUCAAAUACUUCAAGUACUAAUUUUAGAAAUCAAUGGUAUUAAAUAUCAUGAAAAUGCUACGUUAUAUGAAAUAAAGACUGUUGGUGUAGGAUAUAAGCCAUUUGAUGAUUCUUUACUAGAAAUUUUUAUCCUAGCAAGAUUUGAAAGAAUAUACAGUAAAUUGAUUAUACCAGAAUGGAACGUCACGCAGUUCAAUAUUUUAAGAAUGAAACAAAUUUCGACUUCUUGA